CUGGUCACUUUUGGUUCCAGCAGAUUAAAAGUUAUAAAUUAUAUUUACAGCUCGAUGUGAUGACUGUCACACUGAAUGUGUUGUAGAAUUCAGAAAAGAACCAGAUCCAGAAUUUUUUGAGAUGGUCUCUAAUCUCAUACAUGAAGGAAAAUGCCACUGUUCUCCUUAUGACUCUAAUGAUGACUCCUUAAAUAAAGGAUACAAAUUGGUUCAUUUUGCUUGCACAAGGGACGAGUAUCUUCCAAUAUUGAUUUAUUUAAAGAAUAAAAACUGUGAUUUCAACAGUAAAUGCUCGGGAAACAUUCCAACACCUCUACACCUGGCCAUAUUCCAUGGGCUUCCAAAAACUGUUGACUUUCUUAUUCACUGUGAUGUUGAUGUUAAUUUCACAUCAAAUUUUAUAGACAGUCCAUUGGCUGUUGCCAUGGCAACGGAAAAUGAUGAGAUAGUUAAAGCUCUUCUCAAAUGUGCCAAAGUUGACAAGAAUGUAACAAACAGAAGAAAUCAGACACUGCUUGCACACUGUAUCAGAGUAAAGUCAAAGUACUUGCAAAGUUUGCUGGAGGCGGGUGCCGAUCCUAACAAAACCGGUCUCCUGAGGACGAGCCCUCUGAUGUAUGCCGUACAAAUGAGGAAUGUAGACGUGAUUAAACUUUUGUUACGAUUUGGAGCAGAUGUGAAUAUGAAGAAUGGGAGGGAAGAUGUGCCACUUUUAAUUGCUUUGUAUACAGGUGAUGUAGAAAUAAUGAGGAUUCUACUAGAUGCGGGGGCCGAUCCAAACUACGCACACAGUGAUGGCAACACACCUCUGUUGAUAGCAUGCUAUGAUGACAAAUUGGAGAUUAUUGAGCUUUUACUGAAGUUCCAUGCCAGUGUUACUAAAGGCAAUAGUAAUGGCUAUACCCCAUUACAUAUUGCAGCUUGGAAUGGACAUUUAGACAGCGUGAAAAAACUUUUAUCAGCCGGUGCUCUCCAUGAUGUUCAAACAAACGAUAAAAAUACUCCAGUGGCACUGGCAGCUCAUGGUGGCCACUUGAAAGUCAUUGAAGAGUUACUUCCACUUGGUUGCCGCGUUAAUAAUUACGACAAAGACGAUGAUACACCUCUUCAUUAUGCUUCAUACAAUGGCAUGGUAAGGGGAGUGGAGCUAUUUAUAAAACAUGGGGCGGACCCGAACUGUAAAAGUACAUGCGAUGCCACACCCCUUUGGAAUGCUGUUUAUAAAGGCCACAAAGAAGUUGUUAAACUGUUGAUUAAGCUAAAUGUGAACCUUGAGGUGAAAUCUAGGGGAACUGAUCAACAUUCCCACUCGGAUACAGUAGUCCAUGUUUACCAUUCACCUAAAUCGCCAUUAUGGGUUGCUAUGGAAAGACAUUUUUCUGAUAUUGCAUUAUUGCUUGUGUCAGCUGGUUAUGAUAUUUACAAAGAGGAGUGGCUAGUUGAUGGGCAGUUCCCUUCAAAUUUUGAUGAACGUAUGUGCCGUCUUUUAUCCCAGUACGUGCACUCUCCACCUCAUUUGAUUGCUUUGUGUAGGAACUAUUUCCGCAGAUGUUACGGGCAUGACAUCGUAGCCAGGGUGGAACAGAUGGAAAUACCCGUAACUCUAAAGAAAUAUUUGACAUUUUCUGAAUUACAAUAUCAGGUGAAUGAAAAAGAUUCCAUAGUUCAUAGAUCAGGUGAUAGUAGUGAUGACGAUGACGAUGAUGAUGAGUAAAAGACAACACAACAUGAACAAAACAGUUUUAGUCUGACACAUGACUUCUGACUAGUCAGUUAUGAACAUGUUAAUCUUAUCUGCCCAAAAGCAUUUGAACAUCUUUAGCUUGUUGUAGUGCAAAAACUUUAAUGUAGCCAAUUAUUCAAACAUUUUAAAAGGUGUCUUAGCAUACUUGCUUAUCAUGCCAAGGUUGAGCAACAAGUGGCAUCAUUUUGAACGUUUUAUAAGAAAUGACUAAAACAAAAUUUUGAGAACUUGUGCAUAUGAACACAAUUAAGCUUUUGCAUCAAAACCAUUGACCUUUGAAAGGUUAUUGCUGAAAUGACAUAUUUGAAAUGUGCUUGCUACAUUUGAUCAUGUGUUUAUAGGUAAACAAAAUACUUUUUUUUACUAUAAUGUUAACAUUAUAAUAAAUAUGUUUUAAUGUGUGCAGCAAAAAUGACUUGCCAAUGGCAAUGCCAAUGCUGUUUGUUGCUUAAGUUCCUACAACACUUAUUAUCAUAAAUGGACUUGUCCUUUUUUCAUCCUGUUCAAAACUUUUCAUCAUUUUAUGGAAAAAUUCCACAAAAUAAGUACUGACUGAAUAAAGCUACCAGUGCAGACCAUGAUCAGACAUGCUGGCUGAUAUCUGGUAUCUGCACUGGUCUCAUUUUCAUGUAUGCAUUUUGAUAUUGAAUAACCUUAACAUUAACAAAAGAAAAUUCUUAAUUUAAAGUUGGGGUAGUCCAAUACAAUACAAAUUUAACUUCAUUCAGAGUUAAAAUAUUCUGUAUUUUGUAAGAAUUCUUGUCUCUGUUACACAUAGAAAUUAAACUUGUUCUUCAUAGAAAUUUAAGUUUAUACAUGUAUAAUUCUUUAAAUUAAUUUUCAGACUGUUUGAUUAUUGUUGCAUUUUGUCAUAAUUUGGACUUUUGAAUGCUAUGAGAUGUAGAUAGCAAUGUGUGAUAUAAUGUUGAUUUAUCAUAUUCACCAAACAGGAACCCAUGUGGUUAACUCUUUCUGUAACUGUUAGUUAUUUUAAUUUUUUGGAGAAUAGUGCAAUUUGUACAGAAAUUAGAAAAUUAGAAAAAGAAGCGUGCAAAGUUGAAAAGUACCAUUGCAGAGGACCUAAGUUUUGAGGUCUUAUCUGAAAGAUUGUUCCCAUUUUCAGUAUGAGUAAUGUGUGACAGUGUGAUAGCAUUUUACUUCAUAGUCAUCUGAACUUACGAGUUUCAUAUGAAAUUUAAAGAUUGUAACACGACUAUAAAUUUGCUUUUCAUGUGUGUUAGUCUUCGUGAUAAAUCAUGUGUAUUUUAUUUGAAUUAGUUUCUUUUUCUAUUUGGUUAAAAUCGUUUAUCCAUUGAAAUUGUAUUUAUUUUAUGUUUUUUAUUCAUUAAGUGCUAAAUAACAUAUACAUAUAUGUAUGAUUGUAUUAUGAUUAUAUGUGCAAUUAUCAUUGUUUUUAGCUUGUUUAUUCAAAGAAAAGGGAGAGCUAUUGUACUUAGAUAGGUGUCGGUCUCGACAGCUAUGGUUGAGUAUUUGUGUGCAAGUUGGUAUCUCCAAAACUACUAAAAGGAAUGGGUUGAAACAUCACAAUUUUAUUUGAGAGCACAAUAAGGUGUCGCUUUCAAAGGCCCAUAACUCUUUUACAUUUUUGACAGAAUUAUAGCCCAUGCUUAACUUAGAAAGUUCUACAUUAUCCAUGCUCUUGUUUUACUAUCAACCAUCAAGAAUAGUUGAGCAUGCUGUCCUACUGGCAGGUCUUGUUAUUUCAAUCCUUGAAUAACCAGGAGUGUUUUUUUUAAAAUCAAUUUAGUUAUGCAUUGAAAGUUAUAUAGAGGAUAUUUGUUUGUUUUGCAUGUAAGAUUGAAAUAUAAUUUCACUGAGUGAACACCAGAUGCAAUAUUUUCACGAGUGGCGUAGCCACGAGUGAAAAUAUAACAGCUGGUGUUCAUGAAUGAAAUAUAUUUCAAUCUUAUAUGUAAAACAAAUAAAUUUUCUUUUUAUUUCAUGCGUUUUAAGUAUUUUUAAUUAUUUUUUACUGAUUUUGCCGCGUAACGUCGCGCAUUCUCCUUCGUGACGUCAUCACAUCAUGACGUCACAUCAACAAAUUUGAAAUAAAGUUCUGUUAAAUUUCUCUAAUUUUGUUACAUUUUUAGCAUAAUGUAUGGUGACAUCGACUUUCUUUUCCGAAAGAAGCAAAAUUUACGCAUGACGGCAUUUAUUUUUGCCUGUUAUUCCAUUCAGUUUUGAUUUUCUUUUCAUCCGCAUUCAGAUAUAGUCCGGCUACAGUGAAAAUUAUAUUUUAUAAAUUUCACUAGUGGUUUAUCAGAAUAUAAUCAUCUGAUAUAUUACAAUAAAACACUGGAAAGCAUGAAAUAAUUUACUUUAUUCUUUAUGCCUAUUGGUCAGUAUAUUAGAAGUCAUACUGUUUUGGGGCAGUCUGUCUGGUGAUAAAACUUUAAGCAUGGUUAUAACACAGAAAUCAUUCCUCCUACAGUCUACAAACCUCAUAGGUUCAUGCACUUUAAUGAGCUCUACCUCCAAGACCCACAUAGAGGUCAAGUGUUCAUGGCCUUCUUUCAAACCUUGUGCUUGUUUUGACAUGCUUUCAAAAACAUUAUUGUGUUGCAAAGUUACUACACGUUAUUUUUUUUUAUUUUUUUUUGUUUUUAUAAAUAUUAAAUGCAAUAGUUUCAAACUAAGCCUUUGGUGUUUAUUCCAAUAAACAGUUUUAAGUGGCAUUAUGCCAAUCCAAAUAUAAAUGGCAAAUCUUAAUGGCAGGUAAAAGUCAAAAUAACAUCACAUUUUGCAAUAAUUGUUUUCAAUUUUCAAUUUCAAAUGAAUAAUAAAUAAACCAUGUGAUUCAAGGAAAUAUCUGCAUAUAUAUUCUUCAGAAUAAAUUGGUAACAUUCUAGUGAAAAAAGGAAGGAUUCUUCAUAUGCCCCCACUUAAAAUGUUCGUCUGUAUGUAUGUACAUCCUGUAAUCCUUGUCUGUUCAAUAUCUAUUUUUAGUAAGCCAUGCUUUAUGUAACUAACUUGGUAGGAACAUUGCCCAAGGUCAUCAGAUGACCCAAAUCAAUUUUGAGGGCAUUAGGUCAAGGUCACAGUGACAUUUUGUCUGAUCAGUAUCUUGAGAAGUUAUCAGCCCAAGUUUGAGAAACUUGGUAGGGAUAAUGGCCAAUGAUCAGUAGAUAAACUAUAGACACAUUUCUAGUUUUAUUUCACUCUAAAUAUUUUGUCAAUAUAAAUUACUGAUUGAUCACAAUUAUAAUAGGCAAUAAAUGUAGUAAAUUUAGAAAAUAAGCAUUAUGUCACUAUGAUAGUGUCAUGCAAAACUACUGAAAUAUGAACAAUUGAAAUGUUCUUAAUUGGCAGUGACAUCUACUUGUUUUGUGUGUGUGUGUUUACCAGUCCUUUGCGAAUAGGUCCAGGGCCCUUUAACUCUUAAAAUAGUAAAAAUUAGCACCAUUAAUAUGCCAUAAUUUGUGAAUGUAGUCUUAUUUUACACUUAAUAUAAAAUUUAGCAAUUAAAUGUGUGUGUGUGUGUGUGUGGGGGGGGGGGUUGUUCCUCAUGUUCUUAAUUGAAAAAAUUGUUGCCAAUGACUACAAUUUGACUGUGAAUUUUCUUGAAAAGUAUUGUGAUAAAAUGAUACUUUUUCGCCCUAUUUCGGUCACAAAACUGCUUAAAAACAAUGUCAUCAAUUGAAAACAUGUAUGUACAGUCCUUAAUUGAAAUACUAAUUUUGUUAUAAGACAGAAAAUAAGGUACAUGUAUUUUCCCUUUCAUUUUGUACUGUGAUAUUUAUAAUAUUUAUGUCAUGCAUUAUGUUUAUUAAAUUUUUAGCCACUCUU
This is a messenger RNA of Ruditapes philippinarum (Manila clam), 5551 nucleotides long. Its product is annotated as ankyrin-1-like. Gene Ontology annotation, molecular function: protein binding. NCBI's taxonomy places the organism in Eukaryota, Metazoa, Mollusca, Bivalvia, Venerida, Veneridae. The transcript has 3 exons. The record is from RefSeq and is a predicted model, not a curated record. Bases 122 to 1714 code for a protein of 530 amino acids.